GGGACAGGAGAGGAGAAAGAAUACCCAUUGGAUCAGCAGUCAAAACGGUAUCUUUUCCUAUCCCAUUCACUACACCUUUUCUUGUAAACAACCACUGGUGGAAUCCCUCCCUGCUGCCGGUGCAAGAGAAACCCAUCCGGACUGGAAAUCAAGCUCUGGUGAGAACGGCGGAAUUCGCAGGUCCACAUGCGCGUGUCGCGUGCGCGAGAGGAAGACCACCAAACGCCCAUCCUACACCCAUCCUGUCCGCCCAUCCCUCCCACCCUGGAGACCUUCCCUGAUCCCGCCCGACCUCCCCCUCGACUCCACCUCCGGACCUCCUCGCCCCAGCGAUCACAACUCCCCUGAAAGCAAGCCAUGAGCAAACUCGACCUCGAAGGCAGCGUCAGCGGCGGCGGCGGCGGCCUCAGCGGCUCCUACAGCGACGUCGGCCACGACGACGACGACGAGCAUCAUCUCACCGUGGGCAAACGUCCCCGCGCCAACAAAGGCGAUGUCAUCGACGACGACGAUGCGUCCUCCCUCGCCUCGCUCCUCCACGACGGUGAGAUCGUCGACGACGACGACGAUGAGGAUCUUCCGCUUUCGAGGCUGGAAAUGCUGGAUCCCAUCGGCCCCGGCUUGGACCCGCAGAAUUGGCCCCGCUGGAAGAAACUGUGGGUCGCGGUCUCGAUCGCUUUUUAUACAUCGGUGUUUUAUUCCGGAUCGUCGAUCUUCAUGGUCUCCGUCCCGGGAGUCAUGGUCUUGUAUCAUGUCGGCCAGGAACACGCUCUCAUGGGACUGUCACUUUACGUGUUGAGUUAUGGCCUUGGCCCUCUACUCUGGGCGCCUCUAUCAGAAGUCCGCUGGAUCGGGCGGAACCCGGUUUACAUCUUUACCAUCCUCGCGUUUGUCGCCAUCUCUUUCUUGACCGCGACGAUGGCCCUCAAGGGUCUUUUUGGAUUCCUCGUUCUGCGCUUCCUACAAGGCUUCUUCGGCUCGCCUUGUCUCGCCAACGGAGGUGCGUCCAUGCAUGACAUCUUCACCGAGCAGGAAUUGCCCUACGCCCUUGGAAUCUGGAUCGCUUUCGCCUACGCCGGUCCCGCCCUGGGCCCCGCCUUGGCCGCCAAAGCCACCGAGGUCUACGGAUGGCAGUUCCCCAUGUGGUUCAUCGCUUACGGAUCCGUCCUCGCCUGUGUCGUCCUCCUGGUCCUCCCCGAGACCUACCUUCCCAAAAUCCUCUAUCGCCAGGGCGCCUACGCCCGCAUCGGCGGCGGCCCCGACGGCCACCACCUCGAACAAGCCCAGCGCCACGCGGGCCAAUCCCCCUCCUCCUCCCGCGGCGACAGCGUCUGGGCCACGCUCAAAGACUCGCUGAUCAAACCGCUCGAGAUCAGCCUCCUGGACCCGUCCGUCAACUUCGUCAACAUCUACACCAGCUUCUGCUACGCCACCUACUACACCUUCUUCGACGCCCUGCCCAUCACCUACAUGACCAAAUACGGCUUCAACCUCACCCAGGUCGCCGUCGCCUGCACCUGCAUCAUGUUCGGCUGCGCCGCCGGCGCCGCCGCCUACUUCUCCUACGUCUACUACGUCGCCAACCCGGCCGCCGCCCGGGGGACCUCGGUGCAGGAGGACCGGCUCAAGCCCGCCCUGGUCGCCGUCUGCCUCAUCCCCGUCGGCAUCCUGGUCUUCGCCCACGCCAGCGACGGCCGGCUGCACUGGCUGGUCGGCAUGUCCGGCAUCGCCCUGUACUCGGCCGCCGUCUUCGUCAUCCUGCAGUGCCUCUCCAUGUACAUGCUGCAGAGCUACCCGGCCUACGCCGCCAGCCUCUUCGCCGCCAACGACGCCUGCCGCAGCGUCCUCGCCGCCGCCGCCGUCCACCUCGGCCUGCCCUUCUACAUGAAGCUCGGCGUCGUCUGGGGCUGCUCCAUCCUCGCCGCCGUCAGCGUCCUCGGCAUCGUCGGCAUGUUCGUCCUCUACUGGAAGGGGCCCAGUCUGAGGGCGAGGAGCAAAUUCGCGGUCAAAUGAUUGGGGGGUUGGUGUCGUUGGCCUUUUCUUUCUCUCUCCAUGUGCAUGUAUUCUAUAGGGUGGGGGGUUUCCCCCAGUUCUUGAAAUAUAGAAGGGUCUCAUCUUUUGUUUUCGCGUAAACAGUUUUGGACAGUCGAGUCGAUUGCUCUUCCACACAAAACGUGUCUGUAGAUGAGAUGGAUUUUUUAAUUUCCUCUUUUAUGUGCCCUGGUUUCAAUGGCACUGAUGUCCGAACGAGCCACGAGGGCGGGUCGUUGGCUUUCUGUCCACGGAUCGAAAAGCAUGAGGAUGAAGGGCAAUGCAAAUUCU
Dissoconium aciculare CBS 342.82 is the source of this 2322-nucleotide messenger RNA. RefSeq names its product MFS general substrate transporter. Bases 358 to 2013 code for a protein of 551 amino acids. The record is from RefSeq and is a predicted model, not a curated record. Gene Ontology annotation, biological process: xenobiotic detoxification by transmembrane export across the plasma membrane. NCBI's taxonomy places the organism in Eukaryota, Fungi, Ascomycota, Dothideomycetes, Mycosphaerellales, Dissoconiaceae. Gene Ontology annotation, molecular function: fluconazole transmembrane transporter activity. The transcript is spliced from 3 exons.